UCAGAACAAUUCCGACGAGAUUUACGAUUGGAAUUUAAUCUAUGAUGAUAUGGGCUUCCAUUUUUAGCCUAUUUUGUUUAUGGCUGAAUGAAGUUAUCCAUAAUGAUGUGAAAAUGACUGGACCGAGAAAACACUGCCGAUCACCUUCUCACUCUUUGCUUUCUGUGCCGAGGACUGACUCUGCUCAGACCCCUUGACGAGUUGCAGAUGAGGGUAUCGACGACGCGGGUGCUCGACUGACACGUCCUGGUGGCGGAGCUGCGCGCCGGUGAAACUCCUAAUUAAGCCGCCCACUGUAGGCCGCGAAGCAUGUCGAACGCUUUGGUAAACGGCUUAGCCGGGGCCGGCGGAGGCAUGAUAGCUCAGAUCAUCACCUAUCCUCUACAGACCGUGAACACUCGUCAACAGACCGAGAGGAUUGCCAAGAAGACGUCGCUGGCCGCGGCCGCGAGCGGAGGCGACCUCUCUUCUUCAGAAGCGGCACCAUCUUCCGCUGGCGGAACCAUCUACCAGAUCCUUCAGCUCUUUAAAAUGGAAGGUUGGGGAGGGCUGUACAGUGGUCUGAAGCCAUCUCUCGUGGGCACCGCCGCGUCUCAGGGAAUAUAUUAUUACUUCUAUCAGGUACUUAAGAAUGAGGCAGAGGCUGCGGCCGCUGCACGCAAGAAGAAAGGGCUUGGUGAUGGUACUGUUGGCAUGUUCUCUUGGCUUGUCGUCGCAGCUAUUGCAGGGUCCUUGAAUGUGCUGCUAACUAAUCCAAUAUGGGUUCUGGUCACUCGUAUGCAGACACAUACACAAGCAGAGAGGAAAAUCAUGGAGGCUAGAAAGGAGGCUAUUUUGAGGGAAUUUGCAGGUACCACCUAUAUGGAGCACGAGCUAGUUAAACUUGAUUUGAUGAAACCUCGUCCAUAUGGAACAUUUCAUGCGGUGAGGGAGGUUUAUCAUGAGGCAGGCAUAAAAGGAUUCUGGAAAGGACUCAUUCCAACCCUUAUCAUGGUAUGCAACCCAUCAAUCCAGUUUAUGAUUUAUGAAACCUCACUAAAGCACCUGCGGUCAAAGCGUACUGGAACUAAGCAUGGGGAUAAAAAUGUUACUGCUUUAGAGGUUUUCUUGCUGGGGGCAUUGGCAAAAUUGGGGGCAACUCUGGCAACAUAUCCUUUAUUAGUUGUAAAGUCUAGGUUACAGGCGAAGCAAGAAAUCGGCAGGAAUGCAAUGUCAAGAUACACAGGGACUGGGGAUGCAAUACUAAAGAUGAUCCGUUACGAAGGACUGCGUGGCUUUUAUAAAGGCAUGGGCACAAAGAUCGUACAGAGUGUUUUUGCUGCUUCCGUUCUUUUCAUGGUGAAAGAAGAAUUCGUCAAGGCUUUUAUUUUUAUUGCUGACGAGAGAAAGAAACACCGUUUGAAAUCUGGGAAGUGAAAAUACAAUUACCGGAAAGAUUUUAUAGUAUCACUACAUUUGAUUGUUCAUAUAUAUCUUUUUUUUUGUUU
This is a messenger RNA of Musa acuminata subsp. malaccensis (wild Malaysian banana), 1487 nucleotides long. Its product is annotated as peroxisomal nicotinamide adenine dinucleotide carrier. Lineage: Eukaryota; Viridiplantae; Streptophyta; Magnoliopsida; Zingiberales; Musaceae. Gene Ontology annotation, biological process: transmembrane transport; nucleotide transport. The record is from RefSeq and is a predicted model, not a curated record. Gene Ontology annotation, molecular function: transmembrane transporter activity.